CGACCGCAGCCGCCGCGUGACCUUCAUCCGUGACGUCACGGCUCGACACGCACGUGCCGCUGCAUUCCACGCUGGGGCUACGGGAGCUGGGGGCGCCGCCGUUGCUGGCCCGGUCUCGGCCUCCGGACCUGCUCGACUCGCCCCUUGUGUGACGUUGCGGUCCGGCCGCCAUCUGGAAACAUCAUCAUCUUCCCCAUCACCAAGUUGGCCAUCGCUGGAAUCAGUGUCAGGUCGUGACUUCCAUGCCGACCACGACCUACUGACCGACGGCUCACGUUGGUCCUGCACCGCUGACCGGCCAGACAGCCCCCGUCCGACCUGACCCCAGGUGACUGGCGCUCGUCCGGUGGCUUGAGCCACGCGUCAACCCGCGCCGACGCCAUGGACGAGUCCUUCGCCAUGGACGAGCCACCGUCGGAAACGAACGGUUCAUCCAACAGCACAGUCGAGUACCAGGACAUCUGGCCGAUGGACAACCCGGAGGAAAUGCUGAUCCCGUGGAUCAUCAACCAGUACUUCAUCCCGGUGGUGAUCACGCACUCGGUCACCUUCCUGAUCGGCGUGGUCGGCAACCUGCUGGUGGUCUUCGUGAUGGCUGGCGACCGCAAGUCUCGCACGGCCACCAACCUGUUCCUGGUGAGCCUGUCGCUGGCCGACCUGCUGCUGCUGAUCGUGUGCGCUCCGCUGGAGACGCUCCACUACUUCGUCAUCCAGUGGGACGCGGGCGGCGCCGUCUGCAAGAUGGCCAAGUACGCCGAGAUCCUGUCGGCCGUGGCGUCCGUGCUCAACCUCACCGCCGUCUCUCUCGAGAGGUACAUAGUGAUCGUGUACCCGAUGAGGUCCCGCUCGCUCUGCACCAUGAGCAACUGCAAGAAGGCGGUGGUGGUGGUGUGGAGCGUGUCGCUGGUGCUCACGGCUCCCGUACUCAUCACCAAGGACAUCCAGCCGGAGAGAUUCGGCAACAACGUGACGCAGCUGACCAUCCACUACUGCCGCGACAAGGAGUCCAUGGGGCUCGGGUUCGCCGUGUACCAGUUUCUGGUCCUGUUCGCCGUGCCGGCGCUGCUCAUGAUCUUCUUCUACUCGCGAGUCAUCUCCGAGCUCUGGAAGUCGACGCGCACCAUGAAGCAAAUGACCGGCGCCAGAUCAUCACUUCUCAGCAAGUCCAACGGAAGAAAGGCGGCGGCGAGCUCCCCAGUACUCACCCCGAACAGUCACCGCGCUUUUAAGAAGACCCCACCGCCACAGAACAAAGGAGAAGACGUGAUGAAGGCGCGAAAACAGGUCGGUCUGGCGCUGGCGGAGAGGUUGUAG
Pollicipes pollicipes is the source of this 1314-nucleotide messenger RNA. RefSeq names its product cholecystokinin receptor type A. Gene Ontology annotation, molecular function: G protein-coupled receptor activity. Gene Ontology annotation, cellular component: plasma membrane. The record is from RefSeq and is a predicted model, not a curated record. The coding region runs from base 382 to 1314 and encodes 310 amino acids. Gene Ontology annotation, biological process: G protein-coupled receptor signaling pathway. NCBI's taxonomy places the organism in Eukaryota, Metazoa, Arthropoda, Thecostraca, Pollicipedomorpha, Pollicipedidae. The transcript is spliced from 4 exons.